Daldinia childiae is the source of this 1326-nucleotide messenger RNA. RefSeq lists its product as uncharacterized. The record is from RefSeq and is a predicted model, not a curated record. Lineage: Eukaryota; Fungi; Ascomycota; Sordariomycetes; Xylariales; Hypoxylaceae. The coding region runs from base 1 to 1326 and encodes 441 amino acids. The transcript is spliced from 2 exons.
AUGGCCUUAACUAUAAAGAACCUCAACUCCGAUGCCUCGUUUCUCCUAUCCUUCGAGCCCAUAAUCCCCGAAUUCGCACAGCGUAGUGUAACGCCGAAGCCGUUCACAGUUCUCCUGGACCCUUGGAUAACAGGACCUUCCAAGGUAUUUCACUCUAAGAUCUCGAUUACGACUCACAUACACCCAGCAUGCAUAUCCUCGCUCUCGGAACUCCCGUCCCCACCGGAUCUCGUUAUCAUCACUCAACAUAAGAGUGACCAUUGCAAUGAAGCCACGCUUCGGCAGCUACCAGCAAGCGGGACAAACACGAUCAUCCUUGCCGAACCAGCGGCAGCGCGCUUGAUCAAGAGUUGGAAGUACUUCGACCAGGAGAAGAUCCGGACGAUAGAGCGAUGGGAAGACCCGAGGUUGACAGGAAAGCAGUCUGUAGUGCGAAUUCCCGUCCCGCCCGUGACGCCCGGAGGUCAAGGAGGUGAAGUCACCAUCGCCUUCAUACCGCAGAAACGUGACCUAGCUGGUCUACAUGGCGCAAUUGGUAUAACAUAUCGACCUCCGCCAACUCAUCACUUACAACUCGGUAUCCCUACCAUAUCGAAACCCCCCUCGCCACCUGUUACCCCUAAUACGCCUACUAUGCAGGGUUCGGACAUGACACUUUCGAGUAACUCAUCUACCCUGAAUCCUUUCCUCCUCCCACCAUCUCCACCGGUAUCACCACACUCUCUGCGCUCUGUCCAGUCUGCGUCAACCUUACUUCCCUCUCCAGCGCGCUCAAGUUCAAACACAUCUUUCCUACGGUCCGUUUCCCAGAACCAUAUUCGCCCCGUCACCUCCACCGGUAUGGUCCGUCCCAUCUCGGUCCUCUUCUCACCUCAUGGUAUAUCAUACGACUAUAUCUCACCUUACGUCACAUCACAUCUUGUAGCCGAAGCAGCGCUUCCGCUAACGGCCCUCCUGCACUGUAUGGAUAGCAUCACAAAUCCAUGGUGGCUCGGUGGUAAUAUCUGCGCCGGUGUACCUACUGGUGCCGAGAUCGCCACACGGCUGGGCGCGCGCAUCUGGCUUAGCGCACACGAUGGGGAAAAAGACGUCCGAGGUCUCGCUACGGCGAUGCUGAAGACGAAACGGUGGCGGCGCGAGGAAGUCGAAGGUGCAUUGGACCCGCGCGAAGAAGGGAAACCUGGUAAGGAGAAACUAGGUCAUGUACGGAAGGGUAGCAAUAGUAGUAUCGGGGGCGUCACCACAGAAAUCAUGCGCCUCGGCAGUGGCGACGAAGUCGUUGUCUCCGGAAACGGGAUGCGAAGGCCCGUCAAAAUGUCAAGGUGA